AUGGCGACCUCCUCCACACCCAGGCGUAUCCUCAUCGUCUACACCGGUUCAAGAGGUGACUGGCAGCCGUAUGUUGUUGCUGGCACCAUCUUGCGUGAAGCUGGUUACGAGGUGCAUCUGUGUGGCCCAGGUGAUGCUGCAGGGAUGGCCGCUGACCAUGACCUUCCGUUUCAACGCGUUCGUCAGAGCAUCCUCCGGAACUGGCCCGACAAAUUCUCUGAUGCCAUCAGCCACGAGAAGAUGCCCACAGUACCGGUAAGGUCUGACCGAGAUGAGAUGAUUGCGGAGAGGAAGGCUCUCUACGAUUUGUUCUCGACUUUCAAGCCAGAGCUCGUUCUCACCGCCUUUAUGACCCUGAUCGAGGUCAGUAUCUUCAGCGAGAUCUUCGACGACAUCCCUUUCGUGAACUUCGCUCUUCAGACACCGGCGGGACGUGACUGGAACAUGGCCAGCAUCAACCUUCCGCGAUUAUUGAAACCUCUGAACUGGCAACUCAACAUGUUCAUGAUGUCAAUGAUCCUCAAGAUGCAACGGAAGGAGCUAGACUGCAUCCCGGAAGUCUUGCCUCCGGAGCUGCGCAAGUCCAUGCCCAAAAAGAUCACAACGCAACCUUGGCUGGAGCACUGGUCAGAACAAGCAGUGUUUCCAAAUCUUGUCGCACAAAGUACAGUCAUCAAUGGCGAUGAUUGGGGAAAGCACUACAAAACAGUCGUUUCGCUUGGUCCGCUCAUGCUGGCGCCGAGCAGUCAGUCAGGGCAUGAGUUUGGCAGCGACCAGAUGCAGCAGAUGGAAGACUUUCUCGCCCAGGGGGAUGCUCCGGUCUACAUCGGUUGGGCGGGUAUAGAUCUGCAGCAUGUGGAAGGUGAAGCUGACGAGUUGGAGCUGACUGAGUACAUCAAUCGCAACGUGCUCUUCAUGCCCAAGUCACCUCACGGCCUCCUCUUCCCGCGGUGCCAGGCCAUCGUUCACCAUGGUGGCGCAGGAACCAUGAAUGCCUCCGUCCGCUCGGGGAAACCAACCAUCAUCAUACCGAUUUUGUUAGACCAGUAUGACCAUUCAAGAAAGAUCAAUGAGAUGGGCAUCGGAAAAGGCCUGAAGCAUCUUCGGCAUCAGACACCCUCGACAAUCGCUGCAGCAAUCAACGAGUGCAUUAACUCGCAGUCGAUCCGGACGAAGGCAGAGGAAGUUGGCUCAGCCAUGCGCCGUGAAGAAGAACAGGCCCCAGUAAAGCUGACGCAGUUCAUUCAGGACUACUUCCGGGACUACGUGGAUGGCGGCCGCUUCAAAAGCAUCAUGAGAGACGCGCGAGAGCGACGAGGGCAGCAGUGCUGCAAGUGCUGA
Symbiodinium sp. CCMP2592 is the source of this 1341-nucleotide messenger RNA. The record is from the annotation of a GenBank genome assembly. Lineage: Eukaryota; Dinophyceae; Suessiales; Symbiodiniaceae.